AUGGCCACUGAUAAAGAUGGACAAACGCCUCUUCAUUAUGCUGCCAGGUUGGGUACACCUGGAGUUGUUAAAUUCUUUUUAUCAACUGGUAAUUGUGAUCCUUUGGCUAAAGACAUUAAGGGGAGAACACCAUUACAACUAGCUAAGGAGAGACUGUAUGUUAGUGAUACUAUCGUUGCUAUCUUCAAGAAGUUUGGUAACGUUAAAAUAUCUCAUCCAAUUGAUUCUUAUGAAGUGAUAGAAAUAACUGAAGAAUUUAAGAUAUCAUUGACUCCAAUAAAGCUUAUAGAUAUUAAAGAUCUUGAUAUUGUCGUUAAAGAAUUAACAUCAGAUCAACACUUGCCUUGUUCUGUAUGGCAUGCAUUAGGUCUACAGUUAGGAUUAUAUGAUGACAGACUAAAGGAUAUAAAAGCAGACUAUCAUGGACAAUCAGUGGAGUGUUUCCGGGAGUGUAUGUCUGCCUGGUUAAGAGGAGAAGAUAAAGUGAGAGAGAAAGGAGGUCCCAGUUGGUCAUCAUUAGCUACAGCACUGGAUACAAUAGAAGAAAAAUCUAUUGCUAGUUACAUUAAAGCCAAAUAUUGUACUUAAGUUACUCAUUGAUAGCUGAGCUAUUUUGUAAUUUUGCUAUUUUAUGUGUGAUGCAGGGUUAUACAUUACUCAGUGUUAUAAAGUAUUUAUUAUUAUUAUGUUAAUUAUAAUAGGUUGCCUUUUCACUUUGUGCAAGUUUUUUCUGUUACCAUUAUUCCUUUCCGUCUGCUUCUCUUCACUCUAA
Amphimedon queenslandica is the source of this 772-nucleotide messenger RNA. RefSeq lists its product as uncharacterized. Bases 1 to 588 code for a protein of 195 amino acids. Gene Ontology annotation, biological process: signal transduction. Lineage: Eukaryota; Metazoa; Porifera; Demospongiae; Haplosclerida; Niphatidae. Gene Ontology annotation, molecular function: protein binding. The transcript is spliced from 3 exons. The record is from RefSeq and is a predicted model, not a curated record.